Atta colombica is the source of this 1278-nucleotide messenger RNA. RefSeq lists its product as uncharacterized. Bases 340 to 1278 code for a protein of 312 amino acids. The record is from RefSeq and is a predicted model, not a curated record. The transcript is spliced from 3 exons. Lineage: Eukaryota; Metazoa; Arthropoda; Insecta; Hymenoptera; Formicidae.
GUUAGCCUCACUAUUAUUUCCGUUGAACGUAAUCUACUGCGUCAAUUGUUUCGGAAAAGGUUGCUUUCUAAUUUCGAUAUUACGGUACUGUGCUGCGAAUGAAUUGAUCUCUUAGGAAAAUCGAAGUUGACGCGAUUUGAAACUAACAUAAAUUAAUUAAUUUUUUCCAAUUGCGAACUUGGUUUUGCUAUGCGAGUGUAACGCGUUUUCCUGUGUCAUUUUCACAAUUACACCGGUUACAACAUGGUGGUUGGCUGUGAUAUUCAAUAUGAUACUCCAAUUAAUGAAUAAUAUAAACUCAGAAGAUUUUAAUGAAGUUCGAUUUUCGUUAAUCGAAAAAUGGAUAAGACAACAUGCCCCCAAACAUAUAAAGAAAUCGAUCAAAGCAUUGUCAAAAUUGAGAUGGAAUCUGAACAAAAUUUCAAGCCUGAAAAUUUAAAUAUUAAUUUUGUGGAAGUUCCCUCAAUAGAAGAACACGCUGAUGUUACCAUUUUGCCGACAAAGUUUAGAGGUAGAAGUAGAGGUAAAGGCAGAGGCAGAGGUAGAGGGAGAGGUAGAGGUAGAUACAGCAACAAUUCACAAAUCUCAGCCUCACCAAAGCAAAGUCAUUCCACGGAUAUGAAGGCAGCUUUGAAGAAGGACCGUUUUCGCCCAAUUCGGCCGAAGCCUUUACAACCUGUUACUUCGACUAUAUUAAGACAUAAAUUUGGAUUGCCAAUAAUGAAUAUGACUACUUUAUCAUCAAAUCGUGUUAUUCUACCAAGUCCACUAAAAGAAAAAGUAACCAUUGCACGCGUUACACGCGUUACACCUUUAGAUGAAUCUGACAAGAUAAAAAAUAUCAAACCAAUUAGCAAUGACAACAAUAUUUUGCAAAACAAAGAUGUUUUUAGUAGCGAUAUUGACAGUAAGACCAUUAACACAAGAAUAGUCAAUAGUAAGACUAUUAACACGACAGCUGUCAACAGUAAGACUAUUAACGUCAGUAAUAAAACUGAAACCAUAAAUAUUGUACCAAUAACCGAUCAAAGUAAAAUUGAUAAAACUGUGAAAACUGAAAAGUCAAACAUCAUAGCAAAAAACUUACGUACUAGUAGUAAAACAAUAUCCAAAUCUAACAAGAACAGUAUUGAAUUAUUUUUUGAGAGCAUGGCACAGACUGUAUUGAAUUUACCUAACGAAGUCCAAGCAGAUAUUAAAAUGCAAAUUUGCAAAAUUGUUACCAAGGCAGAGAUUGAAUUCUGUGGAUCUCAAGUAAAACGCAAGACUAAAUAUUAA